Messenger RNA from Zingiber officinale, 884 nucleotides. Its product is annotated as transmembrane protein 64-like. Bases 266 to 649 code for a protein of 127 amino acids. The record is from RefSeq and is a predicted model, not a curated record. The transcript has 6 exons. Gene Ontology annotation, cellular component: membrane. NCBI's taxonomy places the organism in Eukaryota, Viridiplantae, Streptophyta, Magnoliopsida, Zingiberales, Zingiberaceae.
UCUUUUUGGUUUUAGCUAAUAUUACCUUGUCUACCAGCUUGGUGGUGGGUAUCUUUUUGGGUUGCCCAUUGGCUUUAUUGCUGACUCAAUUGGAGCAACACUUGGUGCAACUGCUGCAUUUCUACUUGGAAGAACGAUAGGAAGGCCAUAUGUGAUUUCCAAGUUGAAGAAUUAUCCCAAAUUUCAAGCAGUUGCUAUUGCAAUUCAGAGAUCUGGAUUCAAGAUUGUAUUGCUAUUAAGGCUUGUUCCUUUACUUCCAUUCAACAUGCUAAACUACCUUCUAUCAGUUACUCCUGUUAGUAUUGGUGCAUAUAUGAUGGCUUCUUGGAUUGGGAUGAUGCCAAUAACUUUUGCUCUGGUAUAUGUCGGAACAACCUUGAAAGAUCUUUCUGAUGUGACACAUAGAUGGAGUGAGGUUUCAACUACACGUUGGGUACUUAUUAUUUGUGGAUUUUUAGUUUCAGCUAUUUUGUUGGUGUGCGUUACAAGAGUAGCAAAAGCAUCAUUAGACAAAGCUCUGGCCGAGAACACGGAAGUGGAGAACCUCCUAGUGACAACUUCUUUACCAGUUGUGUCUGCUGCAUCCUCUGACCUUCGUCAACCUCUUGUGAUCCAGAUUGACCCUUCAAGCGACAAGCACGAAAAUUAAACUUUUUUUUGCCUUUUCCCUGUAAAUCCUUUCACCUACCAAUUUCUUCAUCGACCAGCUUGUGGAACAAUCUGCCUCAUAACAGAAACAACACCUUGGAGAAGCCAGCUUUUGCCUUCUUGCUCAGAAAGCAAAAUUGUAGCCGAACAUCGAUUAUGUAUUGUAACUACUCAUCCUGACUUCUGUACACCUUUUUUUUUUUUUUGUCUUUAAACAUUUAAAAAGCCAUUUUCUA